Messenger RNA from Acanthoscelides obtectus, 695 nucleotides. The record is from the annotation of a GenBank genome assembly. Lineage: Eukaryota; Metazoa; Arthropoda; Insecta; Coleoptera; Chrysomelidae.
GGGGCAUUUCAGCAGGGAGAUUUACACCAGAAAUGACUGGAUUUGUGGGUGCAACAGGAAGGAUGACCUUUUCUGCUUUCUUUGCAUACUUUUCGGCGGUAGGUGUUUCAGAUUUAGUGCUCCUGAGCGAAAAAAUUAAGAAGCAUGAAAACUCUAAGACACAUCUUCAUAAUUCGAUGGAAUUGGCUUUAUUGGGGACUGUUAACAUCAGAGCUAAGUUAGAUUCAGCAUAUUGGAGAAAUAUACAACAGUAUAAUGAUACCGUUACAAAAAACAGAAAUAAAAUUGAUGACAUAAUAAAUGAAGCCAAACGUAUUUGCACUGAACCCCAAGGCAACAAAAGGAGAAGACGUAAUAAUAGCAGUCACGAUCACCGAGUUGCCGCAUUAGAAGUAUACGACAAUGUAAUUUCAAUUAAAAAUCAUUUGGUAGCCGCAUCCCUUAUUUUCCCCGAACACUUUGGAGAAUACUGUGGUAAGUUUCCUGAUGAGAAGUUGGAAACUACCUGCUUGGCUUAUUCCGAAUUAGAAAAAAGUCGUUUAAAGACAGAGUUGUUUGUAAUUUAUGCACGGAAUGAUUGCCGUGAUUUACAUGGAACUCUGUCUCUUUUGGAAUUUUUGAUACAAAAUAGUAGAAGAAACAAAAAAGCUAUUAGGAAUUAUUGUUACAACUCCUAUGUCAACAUCAGAGGCUGA